Cryptomeria japonica (Japanese cedar) is the source of this 9489-nucleotide messenger RNA. RefSeq lists its product as uncharacterized. Lineage: Eukaryota; Viridiplantae; Streptophyta; Pinopsida; Cupressales; Cupressaceae. Gene Ontology annotation, molecular function: hydrolase activity; ATP binding; helicase activity. Bases 540 to 9335 code for a protein of 2931 amino acids. The transcript is spliced from 14 exons. The record is from RefSeq and is a predicted model, not a curated record.
GAAUAUCUUUGUCGGAGAUUUCCCGCUGAAACAUUCAGUACGAUGUGUGCAGAUACAAAUGGCCAUUCAGAUCAAUCAAAUCAUUCACCUGUGCUGCUUUUAAUUCUUUACUUUUCUUUACUUAACGAGCAAGGCUUAAAUCCAUAUAACGUUCACAGACAGAAGAGGCAUUGUGUUUCAUUUUCAAUUUCAACUGAUUUCUCAGUGGAGCGGGAGGUUAUGUAAGUUUGUUUUAAGAAAGAAUUUAAAGCUUGAAAGCAGUCAUGGAAUUUCCGGAGGAGUUCAAUUGAUAACCAGUGGAGAGGCAGGGUAUGCAAAUUUGUUCUAAGAAAGAAUUCAAAGCACGAAAGCAGCCAUGAAAUUUCCGCAGGAGUUAAAUUGAUAACCAGUAGAGCGGCAGGAUAUGUAGAUUUGUUCUAAGAAAGAGUUUAAAGCUCGAAAGCAGCCAUGAAAUUCGCCGAGGAGUUCAAUUGAUAACCAGUGGAAAGGCAGGGUAUGUAAAUUUGUUCUAAGAAAGAAUUUAAAGCUCGAAAGCAGCCAUGGAAUUUACGGAGGAGUGCAGUGGGAGUGGGGGUUGGCAGAACAACAAUGUGAAAGAACAGUUCGAGGAAUUGGUGCUCAAAUGGACUCUCCACGACAUUACGAAUGGAAAUCUCUAUCAUCAUAAGGUUGAUCAUAUUCCAGAGAGAUUUACGUCUGUAGGAGAAUACCUUGGCUCAUUUGUUUGGCCUCUAAUUGAAGAAAUGCGAGCAAAACUCCAACAGAGUCUGGAAUCUAUAUGUCAAGCACAAUAUGCAAUAAUGAAAUUUCAGGAAAAAACACAGCUAUCAGAAGGUGUAAUAGGGACAUAUGAGAUGCUUAUUGACAGGGAGAAUGAUACAGGAGACAACAAGGAGAAAGAAAAUUUGAAGUUGAAAUCAAUGGAUAUUCUUAUGCUAUCCAAAAAAUUACCUGAGAAUCUGGAUUACUUGUAUGAUGAUUACUUGUUAGCUUUAGUCCAUAGGACUGACUACGAUGAUACAACUCUGGAUGAAUUGACAGUGAACGUGAAAGUGAAGGCAUAUGUGCGCUAUGGUCAUCCCUUUACAUCAACAAAUUACAAUAUGAAUACUAAAUACUUUGCUUUCAAUCUCAGCAGUAUCAUAUCAUGUUCGAGAAUUUGGAAUGCUUUACAUACUCAUUUGGGAGUUAAGGAACAAAGUACGGCCAUGCUCUGUAAGGCAAUAUAUCUGAAUAGAGAGGAUUAUUACGAAGCAUGUGCAGAAGUGAAAGAAGAUGAUUUUGAGAAAUUCAGAAGCAAACACUUCAUGCCUCAUAACUUCAAUGAUUCUCAAGCUUCUGCUGUAUUUCAAGCAGUUAAUGCUAUUGAAUCUACUUUUUCCUCUGAUAUAAAGCUGAUCCAGGGUCCCCCAGGAACAGGAAAGACCUCGACCCUGAUCUCACUUCUUUCCAUCUUAGUCCAUAAGCAGUUCAAAGUACUUGUGUGCGCACCCACAAAUGCAGCAGUAUCAGAAGUGGCAAUGAGAUUCAUCAAUAUUGUUAAAAGUCCAUCUGGAUGUUGUCCUGAUACAGAUAAGUUUCCUUGUGUCUUGAAUUUGAGUGAUCUCCUACUUGUAGGAAAUGAAGAGAGAUUUGAUCCUAAAGGUAUUUUUAGAGAUAUUUUCCUUACAUAUCGAGUUGAUCGUUUGUCGAAAUGUUUCCUGCCAAUGACGGGAUGGAGGCACAGGGUGAUAUCACUUCUCGACUUUCUUCAAUUAGCUGCUUCCCAGUAUGAAGUUUUUCAGCAAGCACCCCAAGAAACAGGCUUGAUUGAUUUUUCAGAGUACAUCAAGCAGACACUGAAAAAAUUAACCUCAGAAUUUUAUGAAGGUGCAAGAACAUUAUUAAAUGAUUUACCAGGGGCCUUAUCAGGAAAACAAGAGUUGGAAUGUUUGAUCGACAUUGUUCAAUCUUUUGUGAAUCUUAUUGAAGAUAAUAAAGUCAAAGAAAGAGUCCUUAGAGAAUGUUUUUGCAGUAACAGUGAAGGCGUGGGAGAAACAGAAGGGUUAACAGGUAAAUUUAACGAGAAUAUGCUUGAUGAUAAGCAAGACUUAAAGGUUAUUCUUUAUAUGAAGAGAUGUGAGUGUAUCCAAUUGCUGAGAAAGCAUUUAUCCGGUGGAACUGAUAUUGCCUGCUUGACCCAAAAAUUCAUCUUGACUGAGGGAAUAGAGAAAAUGUGCACGUCGCAUGCAAAAUUGGUAUUUUCAACAGUCUCAUCUUCUGCAAAAAGGUGCAUGAAUGUGGCUGCAUCAUUUGACUGCUUGAUUAUUGAUGAGGCAGCCCAGCUUACAGAGGCCGAGUCAACUAUUGCAUUGCAAAUUAGAGGUUUGAGACAUGCAAUACUUAUAGGAGAUCCAAAUCAAUUGGCUGAAACAGUUAUCAGCAAGAUAUCACAGGAAGCAGGAUAUGGUAGAAGUCUCUUUGAAAGAUUGCAGCAUCUUGGACAUCCAUUCCAUCUUCUAAAUACACAAUAUCGCAUGCAUCCAUUGAUAUGUCAGUUCCCAAAUAUGGAGUUUUAUGGAAACUGUAUCAUAAAUGGUCCCAAUGUUAAAAAGGAACCAUAUGGCAUUGCACAUAUUAAAUCUGAAAUGUAUGGAACAUAUGCGUUUAUUAAUAUACAAGAUGGAAAAGAAGAGGAAGAUGAAUCUAGUAUGAGCAAGCGGAAUAUUGUUGAGGCUGCUGUUGUCAUGCACAUACUCUCAAAACUUUACAAAGUUUGUGCUAGCAGAAAAGGCUUGAAAAUUAGUGUGGGUGUAAUAUCACCCUAUAAUGCUCAAGUUAGCUACUUGGAAAGUAGGCUAAUGAAGAAGGAUGAAUGGAAGAACACCAUUGAUGUGGAGGUCAAAUCUGUUGAUGGGUUUCAAGGUGGAGAAAAGGACAUUAUCAUAAUUUCCACGGUCAGAACUGAAAAUAUUGGCUUCCUUUCUGAUCAUAGACGUGCAAAUGUUGCUUUGACACGUGCACGAUUUUGUCUUUGGAUUGUUGGGAAUGGAUCCAUGCUUGUGAAAAGCAAAUCUGUAUGGGAGAAUAUAGCAAAAGAUGCAAUUGCAAGGAAGUGCUUUCUAGAUCCAAGUGUCGAUAGUGGCAUUGUGAAAGUAAUAAGAAAUGCGAAGGCUGAGAUGAACCAACUUCAAGAUCUAUUAAAGAAGGAUUCAGUCUUGUUCAACAACACAAUCUGGAAGGUUAUGUUCAGCAAUGAGUUUAAGGAAUCAUUUACCAAGUUAAAGGGUUUAAAUGUGCGGCAGCAAAUAAUCAACACAAUACUGAAAUUGGCUAAUGGUUGGCGACAAAGUAAGAAACAUGCUGGUUCUCCUCAGGAAAACCUUAUAAAUGAAUAUGCAACAUCAGGUUUAUAUUUAGUGUGGACAACUGAUGUUGAACGAGGAGAGGAAGUAUGCCAAAUAUUGAAGAUAUGGAAUAUUCUUAGCCAUGUAGAAGUUCCUAACCUUAGACAACGCUUGGAAAAUGUUUUCACAACGUAUACACAGGAGUACAUUGCACGGUGCAAAGCAAUACUUUUGGAUAAACUAUCUUGUUCCAGGGAUGCAAAAACAGUACUACCAAGGCGAUGGAAGUAUGAUCCUGGGUUUGUUUGGUAUAGGCAUCUACAGCAACCAGAAAUGGUUGAAUCGCUUCAUUGUGAAACUCUUGAUAAGGAAACUAUCACGCUAGAGCAUGCCAAAGUAGAAGAAAGCUUAUUGCUAAUGAAGUUUUAUUCUUUGUCUUCUGGCAUUGCAAACCAAUUAUUAACAGCUAAAGAUGGAUCAGAGAUUGAUCUUCAGUUUGAGGUCAAUGAGGAAGAAUCACGAAUAAUCAGGUUUCCAAGAAGUUCAUUUAUUCUUGGACGCUCCGGUACAGGGAAGACAACUGUGCUUACAACCAAACUUCUUCAGAAGGAACAUCAGUUUUAUCUUGCGACUCAUGGUUUCUCAUGGGAGAAUCCGGGUAAACUAGAAAACACACUUGGGAGAAAAGAUUUGCAACAAGAUUAUAUUAAUUCAAGUUGUCUUCGCCAAAUGUUUGUAACUGUUAGUGCAAAGCUUUGUUCAGCAAUAAGGAAUCGCAUUAGUCGCAUUGACAGUUUCAUACAGGGAAAGGAUCUAACUCCCCACCAGGCAAUUCAUGACAGCAGUGAUAGUCUACAGGAUUUUCAAAAUAUUCCAGAUAGUUUUAUUGAUAUAGAUGACAAGCAUUUUCCUAUGGUCAUUACAUUUCAGAAAUUCUUGACAAUGUUAGAUGGGAGUGUUCGUAGCCAGUUCUUCCAAAACAGAUGUCCUGAAGAACAAGGGUACCAGAUGGAAAAGAAAGAUGAUUGUUCAAAUGACAACAUUGGCAAGGAAGUGGGUUUAACAAAGUCAGGAAGUAAUUGUAAGGACUUUGAUGACGAUGGUGAAGCCACUGAAAUACUUGAUGAUCAGGAACUUUUUAUUGGUGCAAAAAGAUCCAUGCAUACAAGAUCCCUUGCAUUCAUGCAAAUCAUGAGAAAAAAUGAAGUCAACUAUGAAUGCUUUGACUCAGUUUAUUGGCCACACUUCAAUGUAGAGUUAAGAAGAGGUCUUGACUCUUCAGUGGUAUUCACUGAAAUUGUAUCACACAUCAAAGGUAGUUUAAAAUCUCUUAGUUCUCCUGAUUUCAAGUUGAGUCGGGAUGACUAUAUUGGAAUAGCAGAAAGCCGUGUAUCUACAUUAUGUGUCAAACAAAGAGAAGCGAUCUAUGAUAUUUUCUUGCAAUAUGAAAAGCAAAAACAAAAAAACAGUAACUUUGACAUUGCUGAUGUUGUGAAUCACUUGCACCAUCAGAUCAGAUCUAAUGGAUAUUUAGGGGAGAAAAUGAACUUUGUUUAUGUUGAUGAAGUUCAGGAUCUUCCCAUGGCUCAAAUCUCUUUGUUCAAAUAUGUGUGCUCUAAUGUUAGGGAGGGCUUUAUCUUUGCUGGUGACACUGCUCAAACAAUUGCAAGAGGUGUUUACUUUCGUUUUGAAGACAUUAGAAAUUUGUUCUUUAAAGAAUUUCUUGAAGUAGACAAUGAUCAGUCCAAAACAAAAUUGAUGCCUGACCUGUUCCAUCUGAGCCAAAACUUUCGAACUCAUACUGGAAUAACCAAACUAGCACAGAGUGUUGUGGAGCUGCUGUAUCAUUUCUUUCCUUUUGCUGUAGAUAAAUUAAGGCCAGAGACCAGUCUAAUUUAUGGAGAAGCUCCAACAUUUCUGGAUACUAAGGAAGAGGAAAGUGUUAUUACCACUAUUUUUGGUCAUGGAGGAAACAUUGGAAGUGGAAAGUAUGAAUUUGGUGCCGAACAAGCAAUAUUAGUACGAGAUGAUGAUCAGAAAAUACAGGUCCUUGAGCAAGUGGGGAAGCAGUCUCUUGUGUUGACAAUACUCGAAUGCAAAGGACUUGAAUUUCAGGAUGUUCUGCUGUAUAAUUUCUUCAGUAGCUCUCCAUUGGGCAUGAAGUGGCGAGUAAUAUAUGAUUUCAUGGAACAGAAAGGUUUCAACAGCUGUGAGCAAUGUCAAUAUCCCAAGUUUGACAAUAUCAAGCAUAAUCUUCUGUGCAGUGAAGUGAAACAUUUAUAUGUUGCUAUCACCCGUUCAAAACAAAGAUUGUGGAUUUAUGAUGAGAAUGCUCAAUAUACUAAACCAAUGCUUGAUUAUUGGAAACGAAUGGGCAUUGUACGGUUCAGAUGUUUGGACAAAUCUAUGGUGGAAUCAAUGCAUGUUGUUAGUAGUUGUGAUGAUUGGAAGCAGCGUGGCAUUCAGAUGUUUAAUGAGAAAAAUUAUGACAUGGCGGUUAUUUGCUUUGAGAAGUCUGGAGAUGUGAAUAUGGCUAAAUGGGCAGAAGCUGCAAGGCUUCGAGAAGAUGGACAAAGAAAUUUUAAGACACACAAAGAAAUUGCCAAACACUUGCUGACAGUAGCAGCAAAUAUGUUCCUUUCUAUAGAGAAGCCAGAAUCUGCUGCUAAUUGUUUCAUUAUAAUGGGAGAAUAUAAGGAAGCUGGCAGAAUAUAUGUGGAAAAAUGUGAUGAAAGACGGCUUCAAGAUGCAGGAGAUUGUUUUGCAGAGGCAAAAUGCUGGCAUAAUGCGGCAGGUGCAUAUGCCAGAGCUAAUUGUAUUUCCAAAUGCCUAAAUGCCUGCAUAAAGGGAAAAAUAUUUGAGACCGGUUUGGAAUUUAUUCAAGUCUUACAAAAAGAAAAUUGUAAAUCAAACUGUGGAAAAUGUGAGAUUUGUGAAGGUGUAAAACUUGAAACUGAGUAUCUUAAAAUGUGUGCAACUCAUUUUCAUCAGAAAAAGGAUUCCAUGUCUAUGAUGAAAUUUGUCAAAGCCUUUCCUACAAUGGACUUAAUUAGAUCUUUUCUUUCAAGUAAAGAUUACUUUGAUGAACUUCUGGGAAUUGAAGAGGCAAAUGGGAACUACUUUGAGGCUGCAGAGGUGGCAGGGACAAAAGGAGAUUUGUUACUUGAGGUGGUAAUGCUAGAAAAAGCAAGAAAUUAUGAACAAGCAAUUAAAUCAAUUCAACUACAUGUGUGGUUAAAUUCUUUGUGGGGAAUGGGAAAUGAAGGAUGGCCGCUACAGCACUUUCCUGGAAAGAAUAAACUCUUAGAGAAAAUAAAACAAAUAGCUAAUCAAAACCUGCUCCAUAUACCUAAGGUCCUUGUUUCCCUUGAUUGUGAAGCAUCAAUGUUUUCAAGCCAGUCACAGAGUCUCUCUGAGUUAGCUGAACAAAUAAUCCUCUCACACCAGAUGAGAAAUGUCAAAUUCGAAGUUGUUUCUCUUCGUAAAGUUCUUGAUGUGCACCUUCGAUCUGAUGUCAAAACAUUUGAGCAUGACGAAGGAGUGAGUUCUUUCGAGAGGGUUGAUAGUUCCAAAAUGCUUCUGGAGAAUAGAGUCUCUUCAACAACAAUGAUGUUCAUUUGGAAUUCAUGGAAGGACAAAGUUUUAUCCUCUGUGUAUUCACUUUUAAAACUAGAAAAGCACCAGGAAAGAGAAGAAGAUAAAAUCUACAUUGAAUUUGCUUGUGAAUAUUUUGGCACCAGAGUGAACAGAAAUAAUAGAUUCUGCACCGUGUUUAAUAGUGAAGCCUUCUGGCUCAAGGGUAGGAGGCUUGAACUCUUGCAGAGACGAGGAAACUGUGCACAGAUUAGUAUUCAGAACUUUGCUAUGCAUGCUAAAGAGUUUCUUUUGAUGGAACUGUUUUCUGUCGGAGACCAGGUUCUCAAAAAGAUACAACAGAUCUAUCUUUCAUGCACAAAUCAGCAUUGCAUCCUUACUGUUGAAGGCACUCUGAUAAUUCAAAUUUAUCAAGUUUCAAAAGCUCUGGAAGAUAAGCUGUUAGCUGGGUUUGGACAGGUAACAAGUUUGAUUGGGAUUGAAAACCUGGUAAAUCGUUUCUUUGAGAUUUUUUUUCCAUUAAAGGCACAGUAUGAAAAUGUGAAGAAAUUUAUAUCUUUGCGUGAGAAUCCAACAAGCAGUUUGAUUCUCAAAGAUAUGACUCUCAAUAUAAUAAGCAAAAUGCAUGGUGGCUUAACUCUUGGCCAGAUUGGAAGAUUACAAGUAAUGCUCCCCUUUCUUCACAAGGAUCUGGUGACAGAGUACGGUAAGGAAAUUGUUAAGAGUCUCCAACACAAUGAUUGCUGGAAUAAUGUACUGCUCUGGCUGCAUAUGGAAACACUUACAGGAAACAGUUUUCAGGAUAAAAGGUUGAAUCUGAUAGAAAGCUUUGCAACAGCUUUAUACACUACUUUUCAGCAUUGGCAGAACCAAAGCAAUUACAUUUCUCCACAUAUUUUUCUCUCUCUACUGGAAAAGCUGUUCUUUUUUUCAUCUUCAUGUGAAUAUCGAUCAGGAGGCUUGUUUUUACCAAGGAUUUUCUUCGUAGAGUUAAUGACUGGAGAACAAGGGACCUCCUCCUGUGCUUGGUUUCUUCAGUCAUCGUCUUUACCUGGAUGCCAGGGAAGGCUUGAAAAGUUUUAUCAUCCCAUGCAUGAUAUAAUUCUUCAGCUAUUGGUAACUUCGAAAGCUGACACAUUUACAUGGAUGAAAGCUUUCAAGAUUGAUAGCAGAAUUUAUUUUCCAGAGAUGGCAACACGUUUGAUUAUUAUGCUUUGCUUGAUGGGUGUUAACAGCAUAGGUAUGUAUCAGAAUGCUAUGUAUACGCUUUCAUCUAUCUUCCGAGAUACAAAUAUCAGAAAGAAUCUGCCUCCUAAAUUUGGAGGAAAGCUGCACCAAUUUUUACAAAAAAACAAAACGAGCAGAGAUGCAUUUCUCACACACUUCUCUCGGUUAAUGAGAGAUAUUGAUAACCCAUUAGUAAUGAUUGAUUCAGUUAAAAGUCCAAAGCUUGAGAGUUGUACUGCUGAUUUCAUUGUUCUUGGACCUGAGAGCAUUAAUUAUAAGGAAAUUCUACUUCAAUCCAUCUUUCGGGAUGAAGGUGAUAUGAUUGCUUUAAAUGAAAGGGAUGGAGAUAUGAAGAGUAAAGAGCUUGUGAUACAGGGCAAAAUGAACAUGCUGCCAUCAAAAAGUAAUAGUUUUGAAACUAAUACAAAGCAUCUUUCAGGAACUUUGAAAUAUGGUGAGAGUUUUUGUGACAGUGCCGAGUCUCACAGAGAUAAACAGGACAAAGGAAAUGCUCACCUCAAAUCCAUAUUGGGUUCCAGUAGCAUUGAUCAACAGAAAAGGAGUGAUUCUUUAGGAGUUGAUUCUAGCUUUAGAGAUAAGAAUGCCCAAUUUUCAUUACUUGAAGAUCACAAAACAUCUUGCAAGUUUGAAGUAGAUGAUCAGUCUCUAGCGUCUUCUGCUCCGAGUCACCUUGAAGAGACACUAUCGAUCAAGGAAAAAUAUAUCCAGGAAGCAUGCAGGGUUUUCCAAGGGAUACAAAAUACUUCUUAUAUAGAGACUUUUAUCUUAAAAGCUUGCCCACUCAAGGCCGAGGUUGACGAAUUCGUGGACCUGAUAAAGACGGCAAUACCAAAAGUGAAACAACGCAAAGUUUUUCCUAAUGAAGAAAUUGACCUCUCAGAGGAAAUGCAUCACAUCCGUGAAGAAUUGUUGCAUUUAUCUGGACUCCUCCAUCCAAGGCACGAGAAGCACAAAGAAUGUGACGCUGAAUGGCUAGAGAAUGAUGUUAUAUCCCAUACCUCUACCAGAUUACAGGAAAGUAGGGACAGAUUGAACAGAUUUAAGUUUGUAUUUGAAGAUAACACCCAGGCUGACACACAGUGCAUUCAAACAGUCCAAUCUAAAAAUAAGCAGAAGAUAAAGAACAAGCCCAAGGGGCACAAGAAGGGUGGAAAACGGAGGAAGUAGAGUUCAAAAGAUCUGUCGGUGGAUUCAUCAAUGCAUGCAUUAUUACAUUGUGCUAGUAAAUUCAUGAUAUUGUAUUGGUUAUGAUUCCACCUCUUUUUGACGAGCUUCGCUUUUUAAUAUAUAUUAUUAGAACUUACGUCGGUAAAUUCAAACA